GAAUUCGACACAGCCCGCCCGGAGAGAAAAAAAACAUAACUACAACAACAUCAAAUCCAUCUUCCACACAUCGACAACAUCGCCGCCACCAUCUCGACAAUUGACAUUCACGGUCCUUACAAGAUACCACCAGAGCGCGCAAAGCAUCGUAUAUUCGAACCCCACGAUACGAGACCAGCCCGUCCCAUUCGAUUCCAUCCCAUUCAAUUCAAUACCCCAAGGACGAUUAGAGAUACCCCCAUCCCUCCAAUUUCGCUUUUUCCACGGUACGGUACGGUACGUGAAGUCAACAUACAUCAACCUUUGCAGCUACACAAUCACGAAUCAGACCUCUCUUGGAUCAUCACCACAUCACAACCAUAUCACAUCGAAGAAAUAUUUACACAACCACCACCACCACCACCACCACCACCACUACCACCACAUCAACGUCUGGCCUUCCUCGAAGACGAACGAGAUCGCAAUGACAAAGGAAACUUUAACCUCGGACAAGGUGAACUAUAUCAUUUGGAAAUAUUUAUUAGAAUCAGGUUACGAAGGAGCGGCUCGUCACCUUUCAAAAGAGUGGGACGUUCAACAACCAGAUUUAUUGCCAUUUGCGCCCCAUGUCGGAAAGCAUGCACUAGUCUCCGUUCUAAACAAAGGUCUUCUUUAUGAUGCAUAUAACAGAGAAGCAUCAAGGGCAUUCCGUCAACAUCAAGGACGCUCUCAAGAUGUUUCAAAUUCAGAAAUACCAAUGGGCGUUUUUGGCCCCCUGGAAAUAGUAAAUAGAACUAUUCCCAUCAUUACUUCGCCCCAAGAACCUCUCAACAACAAUGAGGAUUUGGAGAUUGCUCGCAAGCAUCAACUCGAAGAGGAAUCGGUUUCAAAUUCAAAUGGUCCACCAGGAAAGAAACCCCGACUUACCAAUGGUUAUGAAAAUGGUGUUUCAAAUGGAACCACGAAUGGAAAUGGAAGCUCAAAUUAUUACGAUUCGGCUUCAACGCCUAUGGAAAUGGAUGUUGAUCAAAAUGGCGAUGGUCACGCUUAUCCAUCACCAGAGCAACUCCCUUCACCCGUCACUGCCACCAUUGGACCAGAGAGGGGUACGCAGUCCGAGAAAGUCACCAAUCUUAAGACCGAAACAUUAUACCUAGACUUAUUGGAUGAAAAUGUAUCCAAAUCGACCAUAUUAUAUCGUUGCGAAUGGAACCCAAAGCUACCAAAUGUCUUGGCUGCGGGAGGUACUGAAUCCCUAGCUCGAAUGUGGGAUCUAUCAAGUACAGUCGCAGAUUACAUCAAUGGAACUAAUACCAACCCUAAUGCUUCAGGCAUGAAUACGAACGGAAUUGCCCCACCGUGUAUUCCACUUCUCCAACCUCUGGCGCCCCAACAGACAAUGGUCAAUGAAGUUACCUGGUCUUCGGAUGGGAACCAUAUCCUUGUUUCGAGCGAGGAACCUGACGGAACCGCAACUGUUACCGUUUGGACUGCUAAAGGUCAACUAUUGCAUACCUCCAGUCCAAUGGAAGGUCCAGUCGUUUCCUUGAAGUGGAAUUUCUCAAACACAUUAUUUUUGACAGUUUCUCCCAUCACACUGAAAGGGCUUUCUACGCCAGCAUCAACCUUGACUGUCACCUCGAUGGCCGACUUCACAACAGUACAACAUACGAUACCGUCGAUGCCAAUUUUCGAAUCCCCUCUUGAAGGUCUAUGGAUGAGUGACGAGGAUUUCAUGGCUUAUGGAAAUGAAUUUCUACAAAUAUUUCGAUUCGCGGAUGGAAAGAUCAAUUACUUGACAAAAUAUGAACACCGUGACGACCAUCGUGUAACACAUGCUACUUUCGACAGAGAAUCAAAGUUGCUUGCUACUGGUAGUCAGAGUGGUAUGAUUGAUAUAUGGGACGAGAAAGGUCGUUCUCGAACAUUUAAUGCUCACACCGGACCAAUUACUUCCCUUGAAUGGCAACCAUUAUCUCCAUCGGAUUCAGAGAAUGAAAGCAGUGAAAGCAAUGAAAGAUUGUUGGCUUCAUCUAGUGAAGACGGCGCUGUUAGCAUUUGGAAUGCCAAGUCUCUGGAGCCAAAGCAAAAGUGUUCAAUGACAAUUGAUUCGACUAGUGUUUUCAAAGUUAAAUUCACUCCAGAUGGUGCAUUCAUUGCUGGUGCAACCAGUGAUAGAGUUUUCAUUUGGAAAGUCGACGAUGCUUACUUUCCCCGAGCAACUUGGAAUAGACCACCUGGAAAUGGCUGGCAAACACCACAAUCAACUGAGUCGAAUGGAGAAGAUGAGCAUGCUUUGAGUUGGGAUGCAAACGGUCAAAAGCUGGCUUAUGGUUGCAAUAGUGUGUUGGCAAUUAUCAAUUUUAAACGUUGAUCUUGGAAUGACUUGACCGUGUAAUCCAAGAAUAAGAAAAUUGUUGAUUGUUAUAUAAUCCUCUGUCACUUUGAAGGCAACAGGAGAUGAUAAGUGACAGCAAGUAAAGCUUCUCAUCAUUCAGCAUGGAGUAGGCAAGAAGUGUUCCUGUCCGUCACAAAAGAGGUAUUGAAAUGAUCAUGAAUAGAUCAUACAUCCCAUCGUAUCUACUAUAGUAGGAUCGUGAAAGAAAAUACGGAGUUGUGGAGAAUAAGCAUUGGAACGGAGUCGAGCUGCAAAAAGAUAAAGGCAAAGCAAAGCAUUUGGUACUGAUGAUCACAGCACAAAGAAAUCCAUUUAUUUAUGGGUGAACCAUAUUGGAUGCAUGAGAGGGAAGAGCACGAUUGAUGAUUUUAUAUGUGUAUCAUAGAAAUGUUAGAGAAUUGGGUGUUGGGUGUAUUGAACAUUGAAAGGAUUAGGAGUUUGGAAUGAUAGGAUUGGAUAGUAUGUCUUUCGGGAUUUGGGAUGGGAUUGGAUUGGAGGGAGAUCAAAAUUAGGGUGGUGAAAGUGCUUCUGCUUAUGUGUAGAUUAUAAUUCAUGGACGGAAAGUGAGGUGAAGGACGGGAGGGAGAGAGAGAUUGCGAUUGGGAGGUUGAGAUGAAGUGGAGUUGAAAACCAAGAAGAAGAUGAUGGAUGGUAUAGUGAUGGGUAUGAGGUGACCUGGGGAUAUGUAGGAGAGAAUGGGUGAUGAGGGGAAGAGAGAAGAGAGAAGAGAAGGAGGAAUUGGGGAUGGAUAGAAAUCACUCCAAAUCAAAAUCGAGAAUGAAGAAUGAAAAAUGAAAAAUAAUAUCGUAUAGCUUA
This is a messenger RNA of Botrytis cinerea B05.10, 3193 nucleotides long. RefSeq lists its product as hypothetical. Gene Ontology annotation, cellular component: Set3 complex. Gene Ontology annotation, molecular function: transcription corepressor activity; protein binding. The transcript is spliced from 6 exons. NCBI's taxonomy places the organism in Eukaryota, Fungi, Ascomycota, Leotiomycetes, Helotiales, Sclerotiniaceae. Gene Ontology annotation, biological process: regulation of transcription by RNA polymerase II. The coding region runs from base 464 to 2353 and encodes 629 amino acids. The record is from RefSeq and is a predicted model, not a curated record.